AUGGAGCUCACAUUAUUAUUAUUCCUCCCGAUAGCAUUAUUAUUGGUAUCUCUCUCCACUUCGAGUUCCAUCUCGGAUAACGUGUUCGAAUCUCAGACCUCGGUUAGUGGAAGAAACCUUCUUAAUGCCAAGAAAAAGUGUGAAGUUAACUUUGAGUAUCUGGACUACAAGGUCUUGACAAGGCGGUGCAAAGGUCCAGCGUUUCCAGCUAAAGAAUGUUGUUUGGCGUUUAAAGAGUUUGCAUGUCGUUACGCGACUGAGAUCAACGACAUGAAUAGUGAUUGUGCACAGACAAUGUUCAGCUACAUGAAUAUUUACGGUAACUACCCUCCUGGUCUUUUCGCUAACGAGUGCAGAGAAAGGAAAGAUGGACUUGUUUGCCAUAUACCACCUUUCUAUUCACCAAACCUAAAAGCCUCCUCAACCGCUGAUUCGAACCCUCCUCAUCUCAUCACGCUGUUGAUCUCUGCUGCGACUGCUGUUUUGGCUUUCUUAGUGCUGACUUGAUCAAUCAGAGGAAAGUGAAAGAGCUAACAAACAAUUUCACUUUGAUACCUUAUUAGUUAACCAAGUAGAUAGA
Molecule: messenger RNA, 580 nt
Organism: Camelina sativa (false flax)
Lineage: Eukaryota; Viridiplantae; Streptophyta; Magnoliopsida; Brassicales; Brassicaceae
Product: GPI-anchored protein LORELEI-like
Source: RefSeq, a predicted model, not a curated record